Etheostoma cragini (Arkansas darter) is the source of this 3287-nucleotide messenger RNA. Its product is annotated as homeobox protein engrailed-2b-like. Bases 435 to 1274 code for a protein of 279 amino acids. The transcript is spliced from 2 exons. Gene Ontology annotation, molecular function: DNA-binding transcription factor activity, RNA polymerase II-specific; RNA polymerase II cis-regulatory region sequence-specific DNA binding. Gene Ontology annotation, cellular component: nucleus. Lineage: Eukaryota; Metazoa; Chordata; Actinopteri; Perciformes; Percidae. The record is from RefSeq and is a predicted model, not a curated record. Gene Ontology annotation, biological process: regulation of transcription by RNA polymerase II; multicellular organism development; neuron differentiation.
UGAAAGUAUUUGAGCGGCGUCUUUAUCAGGGCAGUUUAGUUCUGCUGGACGCAUCAAUAAUUGUGUGCAGGCACCCGGAAAAAAAUAAUAGACUCUUUAGUUUUUUCAAAUCUUUUUUUAAAACAGUUUUUAAAUAAAAGGAAAUUGAGCAGCGAGUCCAGCCACGAGGAGUAGGCUUUUACCAGAAACUGAAGCAUGAAUUUUCUUUGUCAAAAUCCUAAGAGGCGCGUUUUCACAGCAAAAACAAUAUAAAAACUACUCUGCCAAAAAAAGGAUUUAGUCUAGCUGAUCGACAUUUUUUUGUGAAAUAUACAGGCUAGCAGCCUUAUUAAUUGAUAACAAAGGACAGGACAACACGAAAUUGGAAUUACUGCUUGCCUUGAAAAAAAGGGGGGCAGAGAAAGAAGUGCUGAGGGUGAUCAGGCUUCAUCAUUAUGGAAGAAAAUGCUCGCCGAGACCCAGAGCGCGCACAGGUCUUCGACGAGGAGUCCAACCGGGCCAUCCUGCCUCUCCUCCAGCCACCUGGCAACCAUCAGUCCCACAGGAUCACAAACUUUUACAUCGACAACAUUUUGAGACCGGACUUUGGUCGAAAGAGGAAGCACGGAGCCCUGGUCCGGGAGGGAGACAGUCUGGGUCUGGGUGGGAUUAUACGCACAGAGGAGCUGACAGGGACAAAGUCUUCCAAAACUGGCAACCCGCAGCAAGGUGGAGCAGGAGGCGAGGAGGAAGAAGAAGAAGAAGAGGAUGAGGACACGGGAGCAUCCGACGACCAGCAUCCGGACACUGAGGCCAAGAGGCCGGACCUUAGAGCCGGGGAUGCGGCUGGGAAGGGUCGGGGGAGCGGCGGGGACCGAUGCGGGAGCCCCGAGGCCGGCUCGGCCCCUGCGUCGAAGCCGCCGAUGCUGUGGCCGGCCUGGGUUUACUGCACCCGCUACUCGGACCGUCCGUCGGCAGGGCCCAGAUCCCGCAAACCAAAGAAGGAAUCGACCCCGAGUAAAGAGGACAAGCGGCCCCGGACGGCCUUCACCGCGGAGCAGCUCCAUCGGUUGAAAACGGAGUUCCAGAGCAACCGGUACCUGACCGAGCAGCGGCGGCAGAGCCUGGCCGGGGAACUGGGCCUUAACGAGUCUCAGAUCAAAAUCUGGUUUCAGAACAAACGGGCCAAAAUCAAGAAAGCCACCGGGAAUAAAAACGCUCUGGCGCUGCAUCUCAUGGCGCAGGGACUGUACAACCACGCCGGGUCCAAGGACGCCAAGUCGGACAGCGACUAGAGGAGACACGGAGGGACAGGAGGGGGUUCUGAACCAUGCAAUAAAAUCACUUCAGUACCAGCAUUCAUAUUUAAAAACUCAAACAGAGACGAUAUUGUGACAUUUUGUCUGUCGUGUGUGUGUGUGUGUGUGUGUGUGUGCAGGAUAUGCGUCCGCAGGGCUGUAGUAGCCUAUAGAUGACGAUGUCCAAUCCAAAUCAAAAUGUAUGCUGCGUUCAUGUCAUAAAGAGAAGUCGGGAUUUUCCACACAGCUGUUAGGCUACUGCCCAAAACCCGCAACUUCUGCAGGCCUACACCUCGCCUAGAUGUCCAACUAAAAACAGCCAUGGAUGCUUCUGUAACAUCUGAUUUUAGCCACUUUAUAGGAUGCAUUAUUUGAUUUGGGUCUGAAGUAACGUCUGUUAAGAAGGCCGAUUCAGAACUCCGUGUGGCACAUAAAGGCAACAUUUCCAAAUUGGCGAGCGCUUCUUGAGAAAAGAGUGUCUUGAAACAUUUAUUAGCUAAAAGCACAGCAGCCUGCCAGCCUCUGGCAGAUGAGCAGGUUUGGGAUAAAUUAAAAAACUAUAAUUCAAAGUCUAUUGUCAUUGGCUAUGAAAAUAAGACCGUUUUGAAAUUGUUCAACAUUAGAACUAAGGCUAUAGUUUUAAUAGCGUACCCCGCCCUCUUUGACCUCAUAAUAGCCCAUUAUUUCAGAAUCUUCACACAUUUCAACCUGUUCAAUUUCUGAGUUGUUUUGGGUUUUUUCCUGUGAAGAAACCAGAAUACCGAUGUUCUGACACACGUGAAUGCAGCAUUCAUAGGGUCAGAUGGGACAAAUAAACUACAGAAAUAAUAUCUUCGACUUAUUUUAGAGGCGAGGAACGAGAGCAAACCCAUCCAACAGGAGCGCAGAAAACACGCACGAGCUCCAUGCAGGGAUGAGAAGAGUGGACUGGACAACCGUCACGAGCGCUACAGCCCUGUGUCCCGUCAGGCUCAGCGGCUGUGUCAGAGGGACUUUUAUUGUUUAUGAAAACUAUAUGCUGAAAUCCAAAGAUUUUUUUCUGCUGCAUUCUGGGAACUGUGAACGGAGAAAAUAGCCUCUGACCUACUUUGUGUUGUCUGUGUUUUGUAGCCUCCUUUUUAUUAUUAUUACUAAUUAUAGGCUAUUUUCGGCUCUGUUACUUUUUUACUGAGUCGGCGUGCUGUUGGCCUGCUGAAUGUCGAGCUGGAGGUCUGCUGGUUUGGGAGUAGCCAACAUUAGAUAAUAACGACACAUUUUUUAUAUCUGGAAUUAAAGGUCUGCUUUAUAGAAGCUGUGUUUCUUUAGUAAAUCGGUCCUUAAACAACCGAACGGGCAACUGAACACUACUGCCUCGAUAUGAAUUUAUUAUCCGAGUGUGGGAAGAAAACCACAUCCGUUUUCUCCAGAUAAAGUCCAAAACUCAUUUUCAAUUUCGAUUUUGUUGAAGAAAGAAAAGAAAAAAGCCAUUUAAACGAGCAGAACACAUUUGUUCUUCUUUUCAACAAACGUCCAGCCUUACACCCCUUUAAUCAGUUCACAUGAUGUCCCAAAGCCAAGCCAUCGUCAACCAGGGACAUUCUUCCUUCCCAUUCAUGUCCACCCGUCUGCCGAGUCUGGCACCGCACCCCCCGGCCGACCCCGGACCUGCAGCCCGUAGUCCGGCUACCACUCUGCGAAUGUUUCCAGACAAAUAGGCAAGGUUUUUAUUUGUUGUUAACAAAGAACCGUUAUAUUCUUAUUUAUAAUACAACGCACACGUCUAUAGCCAUGCGGAAAUGGGGCUCUGGAGUGUUUACAUAACUUAUUUUUCCUGCAAUAACCUUUGUGUUUGAAUGCCUCAUCUGACAGGCCUUUCGCCGGGUCUAAUGAAUGUGGAUCCGAACCAAAUCGUGGUCUUUCGAUGCUGUGAAUGUUUCUUUUUUAAUUUUAUAUUUUAUUUUGUGUUAUAGGAAGUCAGUUUAGUCUUCUUACUUUCAGCCAAGUACGACCCCGGACAAGCUUCUGCCUUAA